This is a messenger RNA of Syzygium oleosum, 2112 nucleotides long. RefSeq names its product disease resistance protein RPV1-like. The transcript has 3 exons. Gene Ontology annotation, molecular function: protein binding. The record is from RefSeq and is a predicted model, not a curated record. The coding region runs from base 192 to 1175 and encodes 327 amino acids. Lineage: Eukaryota; Viridiplantae; Streptophyta; Magnoliopsida; Myrtales; Myrtaceae.
AAAUCAGGAUGAUGUUGGAGAACUUCCGCACUCAAUAGGGAAGCUACUGGGUUUGAAGCAUCUGUCUCUACGUGGUUGUACUGAGCUUAGUAAGCUUCCAGAUUCUAUUGGAGAGUUGAGAUCACUCCUCUAUUUGGAUUUAUCUGAGUGCAUUACCAGAUUCCAUCGGAAGACUAGAGUUGCUACUCAAAAUGGAUUUAUCUCGAACAAAUCUUGUAGAAUUACCAUAUUCUAUAGGCAACCUUAGACGGUUGAAGUUCAUGUGUUUGAAUUGGACUAAGAUAAGAGACCUACCGAAGAGCAUAUGGACUCUGGAGAAUCUUGAGGAGUUGACUGCCAAAAGCUCUCAAAAUUUCGAGGGGGAAAUUCCAAGUGAAAUCGCGAGACUAUCCCAAUUGAAGAUUCUGAACUUGUCCCGGAGCAAGCUUAGUAGACUGCCAAUGACAAUAAAUCAGCUCUCUAAUCUCCGAGAACUUGUUUUAUUGGAUUGUGCCAAGCUUCGGUUGCUACCAGAUCUCCCGACAAGUUUAACAAAGCUAGAGUUGUCCUCUUCAUUGUUGAAGGAAGUACCCAACCUCUCGAAACUCACUAAUCUACUUCAUCUGGACAUAAGUGAUUGCACUUUUGACUUUAAGUUUUUCAAAACAACACAAGCACGGGUUGCAAAUUUGAACCUAGAAUGGCUUGGUAGGCUACAUGAAUUGCAGAUUUUGAGACUGGUUCUUUCCGAUUCCAACUUGCCUUCGACUAACUUGAGCUCCCUUACUCAGCUCCGGUCACUUGAAAUAACUUGUUCCGACCCACGGUCGCUGACACAGCUUCCGUCCAGUUUAGAAGUCUCGAGCUUAGAAGAUGUGAAGACCCCAAUAGAAUGGCCAAUGUUCUCCAACCUGGGAAAUUUGUGCGAAUUAGAGCUCUCUGGCUGUCGGUUAAGAGAGAUUGAGUUUGACCAUGUGCUUGGACAGCUAGAGAAUCUCCAGCGACUGCAAGUGCGCAUGUGCAAGCGGCUGGUGAGGCUAUCCAAUCUAUCGAGCUUAAAGGAGCUCGGAGUGCUGAGUGUGGAGUACUGCCCGCAACUUAUUGAGAUCGAAUCCCAACGAUCUUCAACGGGAGGUUGCAGUUCCACAGAAAGGCCCAUUCCUGAUACACUGAAGCUAGAGAGCUCCGGUCUUUGAGAGUCUACUAUUGUGAAUCGGUGCGAAAGUUGCCUGCUAUACCAAAUGCGUGUGACGUCGAGGUUAUCCCAUGGCAAUCCUUAACAAGAUCUGAGACUGGGCCCACUUUUGUUGAUGAUCCGCUGACAUUGAAGAAGAAGAAGAAGAAGAAGAAGAAGAAGAAGAAGAAGAUAUAUGAAAUAUGAGCAAUCGGCGUGGCCCGCCCAAGCACCAGAACCGUACGCCUGGAAGCCCCCAACCGCCGGCGCUAAAAUCAACGAAACGGAAGCUGGAGGGAAGUUCCAGCUGUACUCCGAGAUGACUGGAGUUCGCGCUCGAUGUGAAGAGCUGAUUGCGCGGAAACGCCCGUUACCGCAAGCAAAUAAGUAAUUCUAGGAGGGCCUCCAGAAAUCGCCGAAGUCCGAGACUCUGCCGCCGCCGAAUCCGCCGGUGGCUGUGGCCGAGCUUGGCCAAGAGCUCCUCCCAGAAGGUGGCAUUUGGCCACUCCUUUGGCGUCUACUUCCCAUGCUCCUCCGCCCAAGUCCAACCCUGCCUGCCGGACAUAUGCAAGCAAUCCGCUGGACUUGCACGAGCGAGGUGAGACGAUUAACCCACGAAAGAGGGAUCCACCGGGCUCUAACGCUCUUGAAAGACAGGAAAAAUAAUGAGCUCUCGGAUGGUACAAUUGGCGGAGCCAUAAACAGGGGCGUCUCGGCCAAGCACACUGGAGACGAUUCCGAUGACUGCCAGACGUCGUGGACCAGAGGUUGUGAUGCGGCAUUGGGGUCGAGACGGUAGCAACUGGACGUGGUAGCUGUGAACGAGUAAAUGCGAGGAUUUGAGACACAAGUGAGUUGGGGUUAAUUGAGAUGAAAUCAUCAACUUCAAGCUUCUUCGAGACGAGCAUUAUUCUAGAGAUGUGUGUUAAAAACGGCCACACUUCAGGUUUUUGAAAAUU